GCUUUGCUGAGGCGGGGCUGCACCUCCUCCCACCCCCACUCGUGUCCGUGUGCAGCGCCGGCGGAGGACCAUGAAGGUGAAGGUGAUUUCUGUCCUGGAGGACAACUACAUGUACCUGGUCAUCGAGGAGAGCACCCGGGAUGCCAUCGCGGUGGACGCUGCUGUCCCCAAAAGGCUGCUGGAAAUCAUCAGGAAGGAGGACGUGGUGCUCAGAGCCAUCCUCACCACCCACCACCACUGGGACCACGCGAGGGGCAACGAGGAGCUGGCGAGGCUCUGCCCCGGGCUGCAGGUGUACGGCGCCGACGAGCGGAUCGGGGCCCUCACGCACAGGGUGGCACACGGCCAGGAGCUGACGUUUGGGGCCAUCCGGGUGCGGUGCCUCUUCACCCCCUGCCACACCUCGGGCCACAUGUGCUACUUCAUGUGGGAGGAAGGCUGCCCGGACGCCCCGGCGCUCUUCUCAGGUGACACCCUGUUCGUGGGAGGCUGUGGGAAGUUCUUCGAGGGCACAGCUGAGCAGAUGUACACCAACCUCACCCAGACCCUGGGGACGCUGCCAAAGGAGACGAAGGUGUUCUGCGGCCACGAGUGCACCGUCCGGAACCUCAAGUUUGCCUUGAAAGUGGAACCUGAGAACGAAAUGGUGAAGAAGAAGCUGGCCUGGGCCAAGCAGCGGGACGAGGAGGACCUGCCCACGGUGCCCUCCACGCUGCAGGAGGAGUUCCUCUACAACCCCUUCCUGCGCGUCAGGGAGGAGGCCUUGCAGCAGUUCACCGGCAGGACAGACCCCGUGGAGGUGCUGAGGAUCCUCCGCGCCGAGAAGGAUAACUUCAAGAAGCCCAAGGAGCAGCCCCACCCCCAGGCCGUGCUGGCCUUCGACUGGGGACUUUUCAGCCCCUUCCUGGAGCAGAAGUGAAGCUCAGCCCUGGAGCAGGGGCUCCCAGUGCCCACCGUGGUGGGGGCUUCCU
This is a messenger RNA of Dryobates pubescens (Downy woodpecker), 971 nucleotides long. Its product is annotated as hydroxyacylglutathione hydrolase-like protein. Lineage: Eukaryota; Metazoa; Chordata; Aves; Piciformes; Picidae. The transcript is spliced from 8 exons. The record is from RefSeq and is a predicted model, not a curated record. The coding region runs from base 71 to 919 and encodes 282 amino acids. Gene Ontology annotation, molecular function: hydroxyacylglutathione hydrolase activity.